Messenger RNA from Mus musculus (house mouse), 3016 nucleotides. Its product is annotated as predicted gene 15455. The record is from RefSeq and is marked validated. The transcript has a single exon. NCBI's taxonomy places the organism in Eukaryota, Metazoa, Chordata, Mammalia, Rodentia, Muridae. The coding region runs from base 235 to 2793 and encodes 852 amino acids.
GCUCCCAGGUUUGGACUUGGUAGUUGCAUGCAUUGGCUCCCAUUUGAACUAACAGUUCUGAAGGAGGUGGUGGCGGACAGAGCCCUCCCUCGACAGCCCGGGCCGAGAAGAGUCUCUGCAGGAGGUAUCAUCCAGACGGGCAGAUCAUGCUGGCAGCAACAGGGGUGGCUGAGAAGUGAAAGGAGCCAGCUACUGAGGAGGGGCCCCAGCAGCUCCUAAAACUCCUAUCAGGACAUGGAGUAUGAAAGACGAGGUGGUCGUGGUGACAGAACUGGCCGCUAUGGAGCCACUGAUCGUUCACAGGAUGAUAGUGGAGAGAACCGCAGCCGGGACCAUGAUUAUAGAGACAUGGAGUACCGUUCAUACCCACGAGAGUAUGGCAGACAGGAGGGCAAGCAUGAGUAUGACGACUCAUCUGAAGAGCAAAGUGCAGAGAUCCGUGGACAGCUGAAGUCCCAUGGAGUCAAAGCACGGGAGGUCCGGCUGAUGCGGAACAAAUCCUCAGGUCAGAGCCAGGGCUUCGCCUUCGUCGAGUUUAGUCACUUGCAGGACACUACACGAUGGAUGGAAGCCAAUCAGCACUCCCUCAACAUCCUGGGCCAGAAGGUAUCCAUGCAUUACAGCGACCCCAACCCCAAGAUCAAUGAGAACUGGCUGUGUAAUAAGUGUGGUGUCCAGAACUUCAAGCGCCGAGAGAAGUGCUUCAAAUGUGGUAUGCCCAAGUCAGAGGCAGAGCAGAAGCUGCCCCUUGGCACUCGGCUGGAUCAGCAGGCACUGCCACUGGGUAGGCGGGAGCUAAGCCAGGGCUUACUCCCACAGCUGCAGCCCUACCAGGCCCAGGGAGUGCUAACCUCACAAGCCCUGUCACAGGGCUCAGAGCCAAGCUCCGAGAACGCCAGUGACACCAUUAUUUUACGAAACUUGAACCCACACAGCACUAUGGACUCCAUCCUCGGGGCCCUAGCACCCUAUGCGGUGCUGUCCUCUUCCAAUGUGCGUGUUAUCAAGGACAAACAGACUCAGCUGAACCGAGGCUUCGCCUUCAUCCAGCUCUCCACCAUCGUGGAAGCAGCGCAGCUGCUACAGAUCCUGCAGGCCCUGCACCCUCCGCUCACCAUCGAUGGCAAGACUAUCAACGUGGAGUUUGCCAAGGGUUCUAAGAGGGGUAUGGCCUCCAAUGAAGGCAGUCGCAUCAAUGCUGCCUCUGUGGCCAGUGCUGCCAUUGCUGCUGCCCAGUGGGCAAUCUCACAGGCCUCCCAGGGUGGAGAGAGUGCCUGGGCUGCCCCCGAGGAGCCACCACUUGACUACAGCUACUACCAACAGGAUGAGGGCUAUGGCAGCAGCCAGGGAACAGAUUCCCUCUAUGCCCAUGGCUACCUUAAGGACAGCAAGGGCCCUGGCAUGACUGGGACCAAAGGGGACCCAGCUGGAGCAGGUCCUGAGACCUCCCUUGAGGCUGGAGCAGACUCUGUGUCACUUCAGGCUUUCUCUCCAGCCCAGCCUGGUGCUGCCCCUGGGCUCUAUCAGCAAUCAGCUGAGGGGGGCAGUGGCCAGAGCACUGCUACCAACAGCCAGUCAUAUACCAUCAUAUCACCUGCUGUGCUCAAGUCUGAGCUUCAGAGCCCUACUCAUCCCAGCUCUGCCUUACCACCGGCUUCCAGUCCCACUGCCCUAGAGUCCUACAGCCAGUACCCUGUUCCUGAUGUCUCUACUUACCAAUAUGAUGAGACAUCUGGCUACUACUAUGACUCCCAGACUGGUCUAUACUAUGAUCCCAAUUACCAGUAUUACUACAAUGCUCAGAGUCAGCAGUACCUAUACUGGGAUGGGGAGUGGCGGACCUACAUACCUGCCUUGGAGCAGUCUGCUGAUGGACAUAAGGACAUGAGGGCAUCAUCAAAGGAGGGAAAAGAGAAGAAAGAGAAGCAUAAGACAAAGACAGCCCAACAGAUUGCCAAGGACAUGGAGCGGUGGGUACGCAGUCUCAAUAAGCAAAAAGAAAACUUCAAAAACAGCUUCCAGCCUAUUAGUGCUCUACGAGAUGAUGAAAGGCGGGAAUCGGCCACUGCAGAUGCAGGCUAUGCCAUCCUUGAGAAGAAGGGAGCGCUAGCUGAGAGACAGCACACCAGCAAGGAUCUCCCAAAGCUGGCCAGUGAUGACCGCCCAAGCCCACCUCGAGGGCUGGUGGCAGCCUAUAGUGGGGAGAGUGACAGUGAGGAGAAACAGGAGCGAGGAGGUCCUGAACGGGAAGAAAAGCUCACAGACUGGCAGAAGCUAGCCUGUCUGCUCUGCCGCCGCCAGUUUCCCAGCAAGGAGGCACUCAUCCGGCACCAGCAGCUCUCUGGGCUCCACAAGCAAAACCUUGAGAUUCAUCGGCGAGCCCACUUGUCAGAAAACGAAUUGGAAGCACUAGAGAAAAAUGACACGGAGCAAAUGAAGUAUCGAGACCGUGCAGCUGAACGCAGGGAGAAGUAUGGUAUCCCUGAGCCACCAGAGCCCAAACGGAGGAAGUAUGGUGGCAUAUCUUCAGCCUCUGUGGACUUUGAACAACCCACUCGGGAUGGAUUAGGCAGUGACAACAUUGGCAGUCGAAUGCUCCAGGCCAUGGGCUGGAAAGAAGGCAGUGGUCUGGGCCGCAAGAAACAGGGCAUUGUGACACCCAUUGAGGCCCAAACACGAGUUCCAGGUUCUGGCCUGGGUGCCAGGGGCAGUUCCUAUGGGGUCACCUCAACAGAAUCCUAUAAGAAGACACUGCACAAGACAAUGGUGACCCGCUUCAAUGAGGCCCAGUGAACAACUUUGAAAGCAGAUGUGGGGUAUCCAUCCAGGUACAGAGAAGAUGAAGUGUGGAAUGGUCUAAGGAAGGCUCUUCUAUCUACCAGCCUGCUCCCCAACCAGAGAAGCCAAAUUAGACUUGGCGUUGGUGACUUUUGCUGGGAAAUUGGGCUCAAUCAUGUUCCUUUUGUAAUAAAAUCUAAAAAGCCUGCAAAAAAAAAAAAAAAAGUAUAAGUACUAC